AUGUUGACAUCAGCUUUGGCCUGUCAGUCAUUGCCACACUACUCUGAUUUUGAUACAACUUCGGAGAGUGGUCUUUCUGAUUUGUCAUACGUUCUUCCUUAUCGUCCAAAGAAAUCCUUAACCAGGAAUAAACCUGUGAAAGCUAGUCCUGGUGAAAUAAGACUUGGAGCAAGGGCGAUGAGAAGAUACGAAAAUGAAGUUUAUUUAAAUACAUUAGCUGUGAUUACUGAAACCGAUGGAGACAAUAUUGAUGAUUGUUGGCCUGAAAGUUUUAAUUAUUGUUCAACGUUUACUAAAUUAUUAGAAGAUGAGAAUAUUCGGGCUGCUUGGGAUGCAUUUAUUCAAUUAUCUGAAAAAGAACAAGAGAAACUUCUUGGUACACUUCGUGCAAAAAACAAAAUUGAUGAUGUUGAGAUGGCAGGUAGUGAUGAUUAUGAUAUUAAAGAUGAUAUACCAUAUUCUUCUGCUAUUCACCAUACCCCAUCUUCUUUAUCUCAUCCAAAACAUUAUGUGAAACAUCGAUGUAGACGAUCUAAACGUGAAGAGAGGAAGAAACGAUUCGAUAAUGUAAAUUCAUUGCUACAAUCUAAUCUUAAUAUGUGUGUAUCUGUUCAAUCAGAAGAUAAUAACAAUGUAACCAAAGAUAAUUUGUAUGAUUUAGAAAUAGAACGGCGUAUUCCUACUCGUGUACUAUCCCUUGUAUCAGACUCUAUUCCUACAAACAUGAUGACGAUGAACAAUUUAAAACACAAUCGAAAACGUUGUAAACGUCCACUUACUCCGACUGAUAUUUGUUUAAUGCAACGAGUUGAAGUUGAGUUGAGACAGCAUUUUUUCUCUCAAAUUAAUUCAAAUAGUAUUGUUGGUCGUUGGACACCAUCAUUAUCAUUGUUGUCACAAUCAAUGUCACCUCCAAUUACUAACAACUGUACGAAUAAUAAUAAGAAUUAUUAUUCACAUCCAAAUCUAUUGUGCUUGGAUCCAUUUCAAAGAUUAUUGGUUCAUUCAGUUGCUAGCUACUUAGGGUUGAGUUCAUAUAGUACAUGGUCUAAUUCACUGGGUGAACGUCAAUUAUGGGUGGAGCAAAUUUUAGGUAAAUAUAGUCAACCACCAAAGCAACACUUUGUGACGUUAAUUGAACAAAAAAUCACACAAUCAUCAUCAAAAUCAUUGUCAUUGAGUACAUGA
Molecule: messenger RNA, 1188 nt
Organism: Schistosoma spindalis
Lineage: Eukaryota; Metazoa; Platyhelminthes; Trematoda; Strigeidida; Schistosomatidae
Source: the annotation of a GenBank genome assembly